AUGGAUGCUGUUGUUCGAGGAGAUUCUGAUUGUUCUAUGGUAGGGAAAACUAUCCUAUUGCCUUCAACGCACACUGGGGUACCUCGAUAUAGGGCACAAAACUAUCAAGAUGCAAUGGCGCUUUGUAGGUGGGCUGGAUAUCCGGAUUUGUUCCUUACUUUCACUUGCAACCCAAAGUGGCCAGAAAUAAAUCAAAUGUUACGCUUAAUUGGCCAAGAAAAUGAUGGAAGCCAGGUCGACAUCAUAUGCAGAGUCUUCGAGAUAAAAUUAUUUCACCUCAUGCAACAUCUGAAAAAGAAGAAGCCUUUUGGAAAAAUAAUUGCUUGUAUAUAUACAAUAGAGUUCCAAAAGAGAGGCUUACCCCAUGCACAUAUAUUGCUCUUCUUGCAUCAAACAUUAAAAAGUCCCUCUACAGAUCAUAUUGACAAAAUAAUAUCAGCAGAACUACCUGCUCUUGAAGCUGAUCCUAAUGGUUACAAUGCAGUGAAGAACUUUAUGAUGCACGGACCUUGCGGAGAACUGAAUCCCCACUGCCCAUGUAUGAAGCAGGGCAAGUGCACAAAAUAUUUUCCAAAGAAAUUCAAUGACCGAACAAAUUUUGACUCGGACGGAUUCCCCAUUUAUAGGAGAAGGAACACGGCUGUGGAAGUGAAGAAAAAUGGCGCCUACUUAGACAACAGAUAUGUCGUCCCUUACAACAGGAACUUGAUUGUCAAAUUUGAUGCACAUAUAAAUGUUGAAUUGUGCAAAUUACUCAAGGGACAAAACACAAUAGUAUUCAAAGAGGAUAAGCGAGCUGAAAGUGUACUUAGCAGACCCGAUAUAGACAGGACAAAAUUCACUGAAUGGUUUGAAGCCAACAAAGUGUAUGAGGAUGCCCGAGAACUGACAUAUUCUGAUUUCCCUACGCAUUGGGUUUGGAAUGCGACAGACAAAAAAUGGAAAAGAAGACAAAAUGGGAGGUCAGUUAGGAGAAUUUACUUCGCACAUCCUGCAAGUGGAGAGCGAUUUUACAUGAGAAUGCUGCUUAAUUUUGUCAAAGGAUGCACCUCAUUCGAAAGCAUCAGAACAAUCAAUGGAGUCAAGCAUAAAACUUACCGAGAAGCAUGCUACGCAUUAGGAUUGUCAGAUGAUGAUAAAGAAUGGAAUGGCUGCUUGGCUGAGGCAUCAAUUUGGGCCACGGGAAAUGAGUUGAGACAUCUCUUUGUAACGAUACUUAUCCACUGUCAGGAAAUCAAUGAGGAGCUAGACUAUGACAAAGACGAGCUAAAGAGAGUGCAUGAAACAUCAUUUGCUUUGUUAAAUGAUUGCCAAAAGACAGCCUAUGAUGCAAUAAUAACAUCAGUUGAGAAAGAUGAGGGAAGAUUAUUUUUUAUAAAUGGACAUGGGGGUACUGGUAAGACAUUCCUAUGGAAUACAAUUAUUUCGAAGCUCAGAUCACAAUCAAGAAUAGUUCUCCCCGUUGCUACUUCUGGAAUUGCAGCUUUGUUAUUACCAAAUGGUAGGACAGCACAUUCCCGCUUCCAUAUCCCUUUGGAUGUCACAGCUGAGUCAACUUGUGAAAUCAAACAAGGCAGCCAGUUAGCAGAAUUACUAAAGCAAACAUCUUUGAUUAUUUAG
Molecule: messenger RNA, 1620 nt
Organism: Lycium barbarum (goji berry)
Lineage: Eukaryota; Viridiplantae; Streptophyta; Magnoliopsida; Solanales; Solanaceae
Exons: 4
Coding region: 1-1620 (539 amino acids)
Biological process (GO): telomere maintenance; DNA repair
Molecular function (GO): DNA helicase activity
Source: RefSeq, a predicted model, not a curated record